Molecule: messenger RNA, 525 nt
Organism: Aureobasidium subglaciale EXF-2481
Lineage: Eukaryota; Fungi; Ascomycota; Dothideomycetes; Dothideales; Saccotheciaceae
Exons: 2
Coding region: 1-525 (174 amino acids)
Biological process (GO): FMN biosynthetic process; riboflavin biosynthetic process
Cellular component (GO): mitochondrion
Molecular function (GO): riboflavin kinase activity
Source: RefSeq, a predicted model, not a curated record
AUGCGCCCAGACGGUCCCCGUGAUUUUGUUGUCGGCCCUGAGAGUGGCCCUGCGCCGCCGUUUCCCCUCAAGUUGAAUGGCGAAGUGGUCAAGGGAUUUGGCCGUGGCAGUAAAGAGCUCGGCAUCCCCACCGCCAACAUCCCCAUCUCAGGCCUCACAGUAGGUGGCCACGACGACAUCGAAUCCGGCGUCUACUACGGCUACGCCUCUCUCUCCUCCACCAACAAAGUCUACCCUCAAGUCAUGUCCAUCGGUUGGAACCCCUUUUACAAAAACUCCGUCCGCUCAGUCGAAGUCCACGUAUUGGAGAAAUUCGAGCAGGACUUUUACGGCAGUCAUAUGAAUUUGGUGAUUUUGGGCUUCAUCAGACCGGAAUAUGAUUAUGUUAGCAAGGAGAGUUUGAUUGAGGAUAUCGAGUUUGAUGUUCAGGUUGCGAGAAAUAGUUUGGAGAGGGAGGGGUAUGCUAAGUUCAAGGAGGAUCCUUAUUUGUUGGAGUUUGAGGGUAAGAGUGGUGUCGCUAGCUGA